UCGCCGGCGCUCACUUGAAUCCUCGCCGCGUGUUUGUCGGGCGAUUCGCCUUGAAAGAUCCGAGUGGUCCGAGAACGACGGCGGCCGGGGAGCCUACAUCUGGACCGGAAGUCUCUCGCGAGACCGAGGCACGGACACAUCGAUCGUGAAAUUAAUCGUGCUUCGUAUAUAAAAUACCGCAUCACGUGUCAGUCGCGAGAUACACGCACGUGACCUGUCAAUACUCUUUCCUGUCAAAUCGCGAUCGUGUCCCCCGGGGGUGUUCUCGAGUACAUAAUGCGGAGUGCGAAGGAAAGCGGCAGCAGAAUCAGUCGUAUAGGGACAUCGCGCGCGAAAAUGUCCCGGUGGAUCGUCAAGUGUCCGAAGUGAUCUAACUCAACAAGGUCAGUCCCUCUCGGGGAUUCUGACGGAUUUCCUGUCGGAGAGCAACGUCGAGCGACUUAUCGUCAAGGACGAUCGAAUCGAUUUGAAGUGGCGAUUCCGCGACAGCGAUCGAGGGACGAUUAUUCAACGUAUAUCGUAUAUAGAUGCGGAGUCGCUCGAGAACGCUCGAGGAUAAGGUAGCAAAGGUUCCCGCGGGAUCCUUCUUAAAAUCCUCGUGAACGACGCAUCGAGUGCCGAUCGACGAUCCGUCGAACAAUCGAUGCACCAAUGCCGCGAAACGAUCCACGACGGCCGUCGGUCGUCGAGCUGCCAGGUGACAGUCGUCGCGUGCCGAUCGGAGAACUUGGCGCCGACGCGUGCACGGAAGAUGGAAGUAAGAUCUCGCGUUCGUGCGUCCGCGUGGAGUACUAAGGGCUGAAGUUUCGGAGUUCCGGUGGCCUACUUCGGCUCUGUCCUCCAGACGGAGGGCGCGCGAGGAUGUCCGAGAGAUGACUGGGUAUUGUGAGGAGGAGAGGGCGCAGUGACUUUGAGGGUUGCUGCCACCUCGGUUUGGUGGAAUGGAGAUGAACGGCACCGAAAGCAGCCUGAACGGCACCGAGGUCAAUCGGACUUCCGCGCCUAUUUUCACCAUCGGUACGGAUUUCAUCACACAAUGGAAACUGAAGAGACAACGGGAGCGUCUAUGUCGGUACGUGUACAACCAGAUUUUGACAGCAGAAUGUACUCAGUUAAAUAGAACAUGGCCUGACCCGGAUGACCCGCGCUGGAACAGUGGUGAAUACGCGGAACUUCUGCCCGACUGGUUCCCGACAAACGCGACGAAUGCCUCGGCUUUCGGAAAUGCAACGACUUCGUCGACGUUGGAUGAAUCUCUGACGCCCGUUUUGCCACCAUUCACGCUCUGGCAGACGGUUCUGAUUGCUAUCUGUCUGGCAAUAUGCAUACUGCUAACCAUUGGCGGCAAUAUCCUCGUUCUUCUGGCAUUUAUCGUAGAUAGAGCCAUCAGACAACCGAGUAAUUAUUUCAUCGCGUCAUUAGCUGCCACUGAUAUGCUUAUCGGCACCGUGUCGAUGCCAUUCUACACAGUCUACGUGCUGAUGGGAUAUUGGAAUCUGGGACCUCUUCUCUGCGAUCUAUGGCUGUCAGUGGAUUAUACAGUAUGCCUGGUGUCUCAGUAUACGGUUCUGCUAAUCACGAUCGAUCGAUUCUGCUCGGUAAAGAUAGCCGCGCAGUAUCGCAGCUGGCGAACGAAGCAGCGCGUGAUCUGGAUGGUGACCAUUACCUGGAUCAUACCGGCGCUACUGUUUUUCAUCAGCAUCUUCGGCUGGGAGCACUUCAUCGGUUACAGAGAUCUGAAUCCGGGCCAGUGCGCCGUACAAUUCCUCAAGGAUCCGGUGUUCAACACCGCGCUGAUAAUCGGAUAUUAUUGGACGACUCUGAUCGUCCUGUUCAUUCUUUACGGCGGCAUAUAUAAGACCGCCUACGACAUGCAAAAGAAGAGCGAGGCUAAGCAGCGGAAGAUGCAGUCGAUGGUCGCGCUGAGCGCCGGCGCGAUGUCCGGUAUGGCCGGUCGUGCCGCUGGUAUAGGUAUUUCCAAGACUCAGAGCACGUUGUUGAGUCAGGACAAGCCAAAGAUCGGCGUCACGGCGGUGGACGAUGAUUCUACCAUUGGUGGGGACGCGACGGCUACGCAGAAAAUAAUCGCGAAGAGCGUCGAUGCCGUAAGAGGCGCGUCGGAUGCGGCGAAUAAAACUAUCACCGCGAGUAUCACGGUGAUGGAAACCGAGAAAUCCGAACGCUCCAGCAGCCCGGCGUUCGAUUCCGACGAGGAAAGCACCGCCGGCAACGCUCAGCAACUCAACACCAUCAGAAAACGAUCCUCAUUAGCAGGCUUGGUAGCUCAAUCCGGCGCUCUUCAGGUCUUCGCCUCAAAUGGACGUCUCAACGGCAUCGGGCCGGUCAAGGUCGAGCUGAGUGUACCAACGACGAGAAGAUUGUUGCCGACGACCAGUCCUACGCGCGACGUUGCGACGCAGAAAGCUCAAACACUGCCCAAGAUACAGGAGCUCAGUCUCCUGGACACCGACAAUCCGGUCGAGCCCGACAAGUCCAGCAGCUGUACGCUAACGCCCGAGCAAUCCUUAAAAUCGAACGACGCCGACGGCAAUCAACAAUCGAUUACCUCGCUCGAGGCAACGCCGCCCGCUCAACUUAAACGCGCGUCGAUCAAUAGCGUUCAGCAGAACAUCAUCCCGCCGCCUACGCAGUUCCAAAGCAGUCCGCCCGUGUCGGACAGCCCGACGACGUCCUCGUCGACCGACAGGCCCAGGUCGUUGAUCGUACGUACCCACGGUCAAGGCACGUACGAUAUUCUUACCGGUCUCGACGGUGGUGAUUUACGAUACAUGGACGAGAGCUCCAUCAUUCUGCCUAGUCCCUCUUACGAGAGUCCGCCGUCUUCCUUUUCCUGCAGUUUGGCGAAUCCAUUGUCGACGGCACCUCCGUCGCCUAGCCUGGGCAACGCCGUGCCAGCCGGCGCGAGCACCAGUUUGUUGCAAACCGCUCUUAUCAGGGCAACGGCGCAGCAAACUGGUACCUGUCAACUAGCGCAAAGCAAAAAGCAUCAUCAACCAACGAUGUCGAAUGCAUCGAGUCAAACGCAUCCGCCGCGCGUGUUCAUCACACAUCAGACCAACGUCGCGUCGCAGACCUCGCCUAUCAGCAAGGUACACACGGAGGUCUCCGUUAAGGCCGACAAGACGAAGCAUCAACCCGUUACUACGGUGGUAACGACAACCGUGGCUGUUCCGCUGGAUUCGUCCAACAGCCCGACGGAUCGAUUCUCGGAUCAGCCUACUAAAGGGAGUAGUACUCUACCACAAAACUCGUCGUCCAGCAGCAUAAUGCCGAUGGUCUCGGUUACAAACAGUCAGGAGACGAAGGUCCAGUCCAAGAAGAAGAAAGAGACUUCGGAUACGGAGCAAAGCGGCUCUAGACGGGAUUUUGUUAAAUCCAUCGGGAAACGAUUGAAGGCCAAAACGCAGAAGAAAGAUCCCACGAUAGGUCGGCAAAAAUCACGAACGGAGAAUAGGGCGCGCAAAGCCUUUCGUACGAUUUCCUUCAUUCUGGGCGCGUUUGUCGCUUGCUGGACCCCUUAUCACGUAUUAGCGCUAGUGGAGGGAUUCUGCGCGAAUCCACCGUGCACGAACGAGCACCUUUUCAUGUUCUCAUAUUUUCUGUGCUACGCCAACAGUCCCAUGAAUCCAUUCUGCUAUGCUAUGGCGAAUCAGCAGUUUAAGAAAACUUUCACCAGGAUACUGAGGGGUGAUCUGCAUAUGACGUAAGGCACCGCAAACCGUAUCAGGAUAUACUCUCGUCUCGAUAAUGUAGCUAAUUGUAGCCAACCACGGACUCUUUGCAUAGAGAAGAUGGCCUUCCAUACUUGAUACCGAAUUAUACUCACACGUCUGUAAAACUGUGUUGAACUCCGGACAAUAAUAAAACGAGAAUAAAAAUGUUAAGACUUGUCGGCGAAGUCAGAUGUUACCCGCCUUUUGUACAUAAUUUAUCGUUAGCGCGCACGAGCCGAUCAAAAGUCGUAUUCGUAUGUAUAUAUGCUGUACACAUGUGUGAAUAUAUUUAUUAAUGUGCGUAAUGUGUAAUGUGCUGAGAAUGUACGCCUAGGUGUAUAUGUACAAGUAGCAUUAAGCAAAAUUAUAUGUGUACCAUGAUAAUAAAUACACGUUGCUAAAUCGAAUGCAUUCCUAAUAUUUGCGAUUCAAACGGAAUAAUGAUCCGUAUGCUAAUGUAAUAUCAUAAAGAGAGCUUGCGAAAUUUAACGCUACGUAGGACGCACGUUAAUUAAAAUAAUAUAAUAAUGAAAUCAAUAGUAAAAAAUUUUAGUCGUAGAAUCGAACGAAAGUAUCGUUCGUUACGAAAGACGAAAAGUGAAGAUAUUAAAUAUAUAAAAUAUUAUCCGACUAUUUAUCAUAUAUGAAUUCCGCCGUAUUAAAAAAUAGAAAAUCUUUUCUCGGUGCAAUAAUUUCGCGCGCUACGUUAUGUAUUAAUUUCCACCUCACGUGUUAUUUGGCAUGUUACAUUUGUGUGUAUGUGUGUGUAUUCACGAACAACGUAUCAGCUCGAGAUAGCUCGCCUCGUAGAAGUACCGAGCAAUUGACGAUUUUCUUAUGGCUCUCGAUCAUAGAUCGGAAUAUACACUGCCUUGAGAUGGCCUAAUGCGCAGGCCUUUCCUCUUCGAAUUUUGUGACACUUGGUACUCUUCGUGCAAACGAGCUCCCAUCGAUGUCUGAUUAAUGUUUUGCGACAUUAUUUGUAUUUGUCGUGAUGAUGUGGAAAAUAUUUUAAUGAAUUUUUAAAAUUAAUUAUUUAGUUCAUAUGUUGGCCAAUCAUUUC
Nylanderia fulva is the source of this 4797-nucleotide messenger RNA. RefSeq names its product muscarinic acetylcholine receptor (gene mAChR-B). Gene Ontology annotation, cellular component: plasma membrane; synapse; dendrite. Lineage: Eukaryota; Metazoa; Arthropoda; Insecta; Hymenoptera; Formicidae. Gene Ontology annotation, molecular function: G protein-coupled acetylcholine receptor activity; G protein-coupled serotonin receptor activity. Gene Ontology annotation, biological process: chemical synaptic transmission; adenylate cyclase-inhibiting G protein-coupled acetylcholine receptor signaling pathway; G protein-coupled receptor signaling pathway, coupled to cyclic nucleotide second messenger. The record is from RefSeq and is a predicted model, not a curated record.